GCGGCGGCGAGAGCGGCCACGCGUUCGGGGAUGGCGGUGACGUCACGGCGGGCGGGUGCGGGAUGGCGGUGACGUCACGGCGAUGGCGGCGCCGGGCCUGGCGCUGCCCUCAGCGGCCCGCUCCAAGUGGGACAUCCGGGAGGAGGUGUGGGAGCACCUGGAGGCCUCGGGCCUGGCCGAGUUCCCGCGGCCCGUGCGCGGCCGCAUCCCCAACUUCAAGGGCUCCUCCCACGCUGCCACCAGGCUCCUGAGCUUGCAGGAGUUCCGAGCUGCCCGUGCAGUAAAAAUAAACCCCGAUGCCCCCCAGAGGAACGCCCGCUUCCUAACGCUGGAAGCAAGGAAGACUUUGCUGGUUCCCACACCACGUCUGAGGAAUGGGCUGUUCAACAGGAUUGUUCCCCCUCCAGGUGCAACCAAGGAGAUGCUGAGGAGAUGUGCCACAUCUCAGGGUGUAAGAGACUUCAGCGUGCCUGUGGGGCUGGAUAGCAAAGCACAAGUGGACUUGGUUGUUGUGGGGUCAGUGGCUGUCUCUGAAAAAGGCUGGAGAAUUGGCAAAGGGGAAGGUUAUGCAGACAUGGAGUAUGCAAUGAUGGUGUCCAUGGGGGCAGUGCAGGAGGACACACCUGUGGUUACCAUCGUGCACGACUGCCAGGUGCUUGACAUAGCAGAGGAGCUGCUGGGUGAUCAUGAUUUAACUGUGGAUUACAUCCUCACUCCUACAAGGACCAUCCAGACCAACUGCAAACGACCAAAACCUCAGGGAAUAAUGUGGCACAAGGUCAGCUCUGAGAUGCUGGGGAAAAUCCCCAUCCUAAAGACUCUUCGGUGCAGGGAGAAGCAGGCUGGCAAGGAUGUCACCCUCCAAGAUGAACACCCAGCCCUGGCAGACACCAAGAGAGCAGCAAUUUCAGACCAGAAGGUGAUGGCUGCACUUCCCCAGCCACGGGCUGCUCCAGGCUCAGCUCCAGUGCUUCUACCCCAUGUGGGAAGGGAUCCUGUAAAUCCCAAAUCAGAGGGAUCUGACACAAUCACCACUGUGUUCCUGGGGAAUUUGCCUGGCAGCCUGAGGGUGAGCCAGCUGAAAAGUGUCCUGAGGGAGCUGCAGGUGGUUCCUGCUGCCCUGAAGUGGCAGGGAGCACAGCACAGAGCUUUCCUGGACUUCAGGGAGCAGGGGGCUGCACACAGAGCUCUGUGCUCCUUGCAAGGGCUGAGCCUUGGGGGCAAUGCUCUGAGAGUGGAGCUGGCCAAGGGCCAGAGGAACCAAGGGCAAGGAGAAAUCAAUAGUCACAAAUGAGUAUGGAGCAGGAAAACUAAACAAAACAAAACAAAACAAGGUGUUUUCAUUGUUUUGUGAAAAGCCAACCUGAAGUUUUAAGGUUUUUUGGAACCCUCAGGUUUAACAAAGCCAAAUUUCUGCACAACCUUUCCUCACUUCUGCAUGGACAUGCAAAGGUUUGUCCCCACAGGUGACAGAGGAGCUAUUUCUCUCUAAAUAACUGCCCACAAAUACCCACACUCUGGUUUUGGUGCUGUUUGGUGGUUUUGUUAAGCCUGACUUAAACCCCUGCCCCUUGAUACCUGGGAGGUUAAAAGGCAGCAGCAGGAAAUCUGUCCUAAGGGUAACAGUUCUGUUUACUGAAAAGUGGGCUUUGCCUGUUGGAAGUUUUCAAUUUAUUUCUCAUAAAAAUGACCAGGGAGAGAGAGAUUGUCCUUCCUGUGCCUUGAAGAGUGGCUGUGGAAACACUGGCUUAGUUCUAGCUCUAGUAAGAGCUGGUAACAUCAGGUGGGAAAGAUGGGAACCCUUUUCUCAGCUUUUUGCUAAAUCAGCCCUUGGGAAACCUUAUAUUUCUUAUUUCAGUGGAAAGCAAAUCCCAGUUUUCUUUGCUUUUCCCCAAAACUGCUUUUCUGAUGGAUCAGAUAAUUAUAAAAAUAUAAUUUUAUAAUUUAGCUGUAUGAUUUUAUAAUUCAGCUGCUUUUCUUGAUUGUCUCUUCUAAUGGGAUGUGAUUCCUUUUCCUCUGUGAAAUAAUGUUAAUGUAAAUAAUAAUAUUAAUAUUAUUGAAAUGAAAAGCAGGCACACCAUGGUCAGAACUUGUUGGUGCUUAGUCUGGCAUGGAAUUCUUUGGGAAUUUGCUGGAGAUUGAUGCUUUGUCACCAUCCCUGAUGCUCUUCCACAUCAUCAGUGAGGAGGGUGAGGCAUCACCACCCAAUUUCUCCAGGUGAAAAUGCUCCCAGGCACUGCCCUGGACAUGAACAUUCCCUUCCAGUGGAAUGGCCAAUAAUGAUUUAUCUGCUAUGGCUCUUACUACCUUUUUUUUCCCCUCUUGGGUUUCCUAUUUCUAAAAAACAAGUUAAAUUCUGGCCCAGCCAUCCUUUCUGAACAGAAGCACUUUUGCCAGUGAUGUUGGGCACGUAGUCAAAGAAAGCAUCUAAAUGGAUUUUUUUUUUUUUUUUUUUAAGUAAGAGUUGGAAAGUUUUGGGUUUUUUAGCCAGGGAGUACUGUUAAGUAUAUUUUAAGCAGAUUAUUAUGCCUUGAGGGUCAGCCAUUUAUUCAGUAUUAAAUAUAAAGUUCUCAUCAUCUUUAUUAUGUGGCUCUGUAGGGAAGGGCUGAAGGAAAGCUUUGGAGCUGCCCCAGCCCUGAGCCCAGCACAGGAAGGACAAGGAGCUGUUGGACAGAGUCCAGAGGAGGCACCAGGAUGAGCAGAGGGAUGGAGCAGCUCUGCUGGGGGGAAAGGGAGAGAGAGCUGGGAUUGCUCAGCCUGGAGGAAGGAAGGUUUGGGGGUGAGCCCAUGACUUUCCAAAUGGAAGUGACCCCUUCUCCCAGUGGAGAGGGACAUUGGACAAGGGAUGGAGGGACAGGACACAGGGAAUGGCUUCCCACUGCCAGGCAGGGUUAGAGGGGAUAUCCCCUGUGAGGGUGGGCAGGCCCUGGCACAGGUGCCCAGAGCAGCUGGGGCUGCCCCUGGAUCCCUGGCAGUGCCCAAGGCCAGGCUGGACAGGGCUUGGGGCACCCUGGGAUGGUGGAAGGUGUCCCCUGUGUCACAGCACAGGGCUUGGAACAAAAUGAUCUUUCAAAUCCCUUCCAACCCAAACCAUUCUGUCACUCUGUGAACUUCUUGUAAGGUCAGCAGAGGAUCUGGAACGAAUCAGUGGUUCCAUUCCAUUCUUUGUGCAGCUCCAAAUGAUUUCCAGUAUCACUGAGCCCCAGUUCAGACAAGCACAACCCUCUGGGUCUCAUUGCAGGGCUUGGCAUUCAGGGCUGAGAGCCAGGGUUGUGUUACUACCCAAACACACUCCCUGCAUCAUCAGCUUCCAAAGCAGAGGAAAGAAAAGCAAAAAAAUAAUUCUCCAUCCCUGCCUGCUCUUUCCAAAUGAUGGCAAAUUGAGUAAUGAGAUCAUUUGCUGUUCCUUUUCACUCUGGGAUAUUUCUUGUUCUGCUGAAGAUAUCCAGGUGACCUUAGCAGUUAAAAACCAGCAACUCUGCCAACGAAAACUUCCAGCAUCUCAAACUUCCCCUGUUGCAUUUCAGGUGGAACCACCCUUUUCUGGUCACAUUUGUGGGAAUCACAUCCUCUGCCUUCUUUCCUUUCUUCCCAUCUUGAGUUUCAGUGCAGCUCUGUUUGUGUGUUCUGUAAAUGUGGUGGCUUUGCUUGCUUUCCUGUCAGCCCAGCCUGCAGCCAGGGCCCAGUUUUGUUUGGACAAACAUCUGGAUGUUUUUCUGUUUGCAGCUGUGGCUCUGGGUGAAGCCCACAGGUGAGCAGUGUCCAAAACCUUGGCUCUUUCCAGCCUGUCACUUUUUUCUGUCCCGUGUUUCAAGGGCACAUUUCACUGUAUUUACCCAAUAUCCUGUUGCUUUCCCAACUGAGAGUGAAACUCCAAACCAUGCUAUGAGGAGAUGCUGACUAGGGCUGUGCAACAGGUUGGAAAUCAGGAGGAAUUUCUUCAUGGAAAGGAUGGUCAGGGAGGUGGUGGAGGUGUCCAGGGAAGGGCUGGACCUGGCACUCAGUGCUCUGGGCUGGUGACAAGGUGGGGAUGGGUCACAGGUUGGAUUUGAUGAUCCUGGAGCUCUUUUUCAACUUUUAUGAUUCUAUGGACUGUAGUUAGGAAGAAAGAUAAUAACUGUAAGCUUAAGUUUAUUGGUAUUUUGGACUGGGAAGAUGCUGCAGUGAUCCCAGUAUUUUUGAUCAGGUUAAUAAUAAAUGUCAAGGUCUUUCAGUCAGUAAAUCCUCCUUUGAAAUCAGGAUGGGGCUCUUGGUGCUGCUCUUCUCCAGCUAAAAGACAUUUCAGUGCCAGCUGCCAAACUGCUGUUGAAUUAAAGGAAAUUAAUUAAACCCAAGAGUGGCCAAGGCACAGCCCUGCAUGGCCUUCUGGUGUCUCCAGCUGGAUGAUGUGGAUGUUCUCUUGUGGGCUGACCCUAAAGGAAGCAGCAGAUUGUGUAGAAAAAGUGAAUGGGGCAGUGUGCCUGUGUCAGAGCUAUUGUUCCAGGCUCUCUGCUUGCUCAGGAAGGCAUCACUUACAGCAAAGUCAGGAGGCAUUUCUGUAAAUCCACAGAAUUGCAGUGCAAGGGAUUUUCUUGAAUCCUUAGGUUCUGAUCUUAUAAGAAAUCUUGAGGAACUGAAGCCUGCUUAUGUUUUACUCUGGCCCAGACCAAGAUACCAACAAUCAAACCAUAAAAUCCAUGCCCUGAAAUAUUCUCUGCCUGAAUGAACAGCCUUUAAAGAGCAGAAUGCUUCACUCAAGUCACAGUUCCCCAUUGUGUACCUUCUGUAGCUGUGACCUGUGCACAAAACCACAAAAUGUGCCUCAUCUCAGGGGCAUCCUGGCCCAGUUUUCCUGCUUAAGACUCCUCAGAAAAUCUUCAACAGUGGCAAAGCAGCACCAGGAUGCUGCAGAAAAGUCUGAAAUGCUGCUGAUGGAUCUCUACUCUGCUUUUAAUAGGGAGUGAAGUGAUCCCUAGCACAGCCUUGGGUGCAGCAGCAGCAGCAGAGCUGUGUGAUGAGAAGAAACGUUCAGCAGUACAAUGGGAAAUGCUUUCCUGAGCCAACUUUGUUCCCAAUAAUUCAGGCUGAGCGCUCUCUAUUCUCUGCACAGCCCGAUGUCCUCGCCUGUCAUGUGGUCAGGCACAUUCUUUCCAGCUCCUUUCAUGGCACAAACAUUUGGGAUGCUGCUGUUGAGCUGUUGUUGUUGCUCUCCUCUCUUUUUGAGGUUCACAGGGGGAAGGUGCUGGUCUGCAGUGAACCCCUGGGGCUGGGUUUGGGAUCAGCAUUGACCACCGAGGUGUUCCAGGAGGGAUGUGACCUUCCCAGGACAUUCUCCCUUUCUCCCUACCCUCAUUUGUGGGAGAAAUGCAGAGGGAAACCAGCAUGGGGUGAAUGGAGCCUCCACCAGCUCCACGAGGGAGAACAGGGUGACUUUGGAGGGGCUUUUUGUUGGAGGCCAUCGGUGCCAGCGUGGUGUGUGGCACAGAGCAGCCAGGCAAGGCUGGAAUCUGCUAACAAUGAGGCUGAGGUGGCUCUGUGCCACCCCAGAACUGCACAGGCGUGAGGGUUUUCCUUCAGCCAGCCAUGUCCAUGCAUUUCCUGGAACAGGGACAAGGCCACACAGCUUCAAGCCACCAAAGACAACAGUAAACAAGCUGGCUUGCUGGGUAGGCUCCGAGUUACAAGAGUCAGACACUGUUUGUUUCCAGGGAAGGAAAAAGGGAAGACAAAAAUCUCUCACCAUCAAGGCUUUUUCCUGGAUCUCACAUCCAGGUCCACAUCCAACCCUCCAGCAUCUCCCUGAUCCCCUCCCAACAAGCAGCCUGGAAGGACAGAGGUUUUAUCCCAUUAUCCCAAUAAAAAAACCUCAGGAAAGGGAUGGUUAAACGCUG
Serinus canaria (Common canary) is the source of this 5870-nucleotide messenger RNA. RefSeq names its product methenyltetrahydrofolate synthetase domain containing (gene MTHFSD). The record is from RefSeq and is a predicted model, not a curated record. Gene Ontology annotation, cellular component: cytoplasm. The transcript is spliced from 7 exons. Bases 83 to 1294 code for a protein of 403 amino acids. NCBI's taxonomy places the organism in Eukaryota, Metazoa, Chordata, Aves, Passeriformes, Fringillidae. Gene Ontology annotation, molecular function: RNA binding.